CACUCUGCCGCUUUGGGUUUCAUCCCUUUCUCUUUCUCGCUCGCCUUCUCUCUCUCUCUUUUGAUAUUGGGAGAUUCGCUCUGCAAAACCCUAAUUUGAUUCUCUAGGCUGGUUGGAUUGUGUGUUUGCGAUUCAUCUGAAGAAUGGCGGCUUUCGCAAAACCAGAGAACGCACUGAAGCGUGCAGAUGAACUCAUCAACGUUGGGCAGAAACAAGAUGCCCUCCAAGCGCUUCAUGAUCUCAUCACCUCCAAGAGAUACAGAGCAUGGCAGAAGCCACUUGAAAAAAUCAUGUUCAAGUAUCUCGAUCUUUGCGUUGACCUUAGGAGGGGUCGGUUCGCCAAAGAUGGAUUGAUUCAGUACCGUAAUAUCUGUCAGCAAGUGAAUGUUGGUUCCUUGGAAGAAGUAAUCAAGCAUUUCUUACAUCUUGCCACUGAGAAAGCCGAGCAGGCUCGUAGUCAGGCAGAGGCCCUUGAGGAGGCUCUUGAUGUUGAUGACCUUGAAGCAGAUAAGAGGCCUGAAGAUCUGAUGCUUAGUAUUGUCAGUGGAGAGAAGGGAAAAGACAGGUCUGACCGUGAGCUGGUCACUCCAUGGUUUAAGUUUUUGUGGGAAACUUACAGAACAGUUCUCGAGAUUUUGCGAAACAACUCAAAGUUGGAAGGGCUGUAUGCGAUGACUGCACAUAAAGCCUUCCAGUUCUGUAAGCAGUACAAAAGGUCUACUGAGUUUCGGAGGCUCUGUGAAAUGAUCAGAAAUCAUUUAGCCAAUCUUAACAAAUACAGAGAUCAAAGGGACCGGCCCGAUUUAUCAGCCCCUGAGAGCUUGCAACUUUAUCUGGAGACAAGAUUUGAGCAGCUAAAAGUUGCUACUGAGCUUGAACUUUGGCAGGAAGCUUUUCGGUCAGUGGAAGAUAUUUAUGGGUUGAUGUGCAUGGUCAAGAAAACACCCAAGUCAUCUUUGUUGAUGGUUUAUUAUUCCAAACUGACUGAGAUUUUCUGGGUUUCAUCUAGCCAUCUUUACCAUGCUUAUGCAUGGUUCAAGCUAUUUAGUCUUCAGAAAAAUUUCAAUAAGAACUUGAGCCAGAAAGACUUGCAACUAAUAGCAUCAUCUGUUGUCUUGGCGGCAUUGUCUGUUCCACCCUUUGACCGUGCUCAUGGUGCAUCCCAUUUGGAGCUUGAGAAUGAGAAAGAGCGCAAUUUGAGGAUGGCCAAUCUUAUAGGUUUUAGUCUAGAACCUAAAUUUGAGGGCAGAGAUAUGCUUUCCAGGUCGUCACUUCUUUCAGAGCUGGUGUCUAGAGGUGUUUUGAGCUGUGCAACUCAGGAGGUCAAAGAUCUUUUUCAUCUUUUGGAGCAUGAGUUUCACCCACUUGAUCUUUGUUCCAAGAUUCAGCCUUUGUUGGAUAAGAUCUCUAAACUUGGUGGGAAGCUAUCUUCGGCUCCCUCUUUACCUGAAGUAAAGCUCUCUCAGUAUGUUUCUGAUUUGGAGAAACUUGCUACCCUCAGGUUGCUUCAGCAGGUGUCACGGAUUUAUCAGACAAUACGAAUCGAGAGUUUAUCUCAGUCGAUUCCCUUCUUCGACUUCUCAGUUGUUGAGAAGAUUUCAGUUGAUGCUGUGAAAAACAAUUUCAUUGCCAUGAAAGUUGACCACAUGAAGGGUGUUGUCAUUUUUGGAAAUUCGGGUGUUGAGUCUGAUGGUCUGCGGGACCAUCUGGCUAUUCUUGCUGAGUCUUUGAACGAACUAAGAGCUAUGCUAUAUCCUACUCCGAGUAAAACAUCAAAACUAGGUGGCACAUUACCAACUCUAGGAGAGACUGUGGAAAAGGAGCACAAAAGACUGAUUGCACGGAAAAUAAUCAUCGAGAAGAGGAAGGAAGAAGUGGAGCGUCAGCAAUUGGAAAUGGAACGAGAAGAGGAGCAGAAACGGCUCAAGAUUCAGAGGAUAACUGAAGAGGCGGAACAGAAGAGACUUGCUGCCGAGCUUGAGGAAAGGAGGAGACAAAGGAUCCUUCGGGAGAUAGAGGAGAGGGAGCUUGAAGAAGCACAGGCAUUACUGGAGGACACUGAGAAACGCCUGAAGAAGGGCAAAAAGAAGACACUUUUAGAUGGAGAGAAGGUGACAAAACAAAGUGUGAUGGAAAGGGCCUUGAGUGAGCAGUUGAAGGAGAGGCAAGAGAUGGAGAAGAAGCUCCAAAAACUUGCAAAAACUAUGGAUUAUUUGGAACGAGCAAAGCAAGAAGAGGCUGCUCCGUUGAUCGAAGCUGCAUAUCAGCGACGUUUAGUGGAAGAAAGGGAACUUCAUGAACGCGAGCACCAGAGGGAGGUUGAGCUCAGCAGAGCACGGCACGAGAGUGACCUGAAGGAAAAGAACAGAUUGGCCAGAAUGUUGGAUAGUAAGAAUGUGUUCCAGGAGAGAGUGAUUAAGCAUAGACAAGCAGAGUUCGACCAUCUAAGGGCAGAGAAAGAGGAGCGGAUCAGACAAAUAAUACGAGCUAGGAAACAAGAGAGAGAUGUCAAGAGAAAACAGAUAUACUACUUGACGUGCGAAGAAGAAAGAAUAACAAAGCUGCGAGAAGAAGAGGAAAGUCGCCAGCGAGAAGAGGCUGAGAGGAGGAGAAAGGAAGAAGCCGAGCGGAAAGCUAAGCUGGAUGAGAUUGCGGAGAAGCAAAGGCAAAGAGAACGGGAGGCGGAGGAGAAAGAGAGGCUGAGGCGAAAAACCCUGUUGAAACCAACCGAGGCUUCCCCUCCUCACCUCGCCGAACCUGCUUCUGCUGCCACUGCCACGACAGUUGCUGGCAAAUACGUUCCCAGGUUCAGGCGCCAAACCACUGAAGAAGGUGGAAUCUCGGCACCAGCACCUGCAGGUUCGGAAUCUGACCGGUGGGGUGGAAGUAACGCUAACCGACCACCGGCAGGGGAUGACCACUGGGGAAGCCGAGGACCGGCGGGGCAGAGGCCUGACCGGUGGACCAGCAGCCGAGAACGAGCCGGUGAAGGAGACCAGUGGAGUGGUUCCAGGGGGUCUCUCUCAUCGUCGAGCAGGUAUUCACAACGCUAAAUGAGUUUUGGAAGAGUAAUGAGCUUUUGUCCCUGAGGAUGAUUUCAUAACACUAGAUGUUUUUGUCCCGUUUCUAAAUUACACGAGUUAUAUUAGUAACUUUUACAACGUCAGAACCCGCAUGAUGUUUUAAUGGUUAAAAUUUUAUAUGGUGAAUGAUUUUUCUUUUCGUAUA
Tarenaya hassleriana is the source of this 3228-nucleotide messenger RNA. Its product is annotated as eukaryotic translation initiation factor 3 subunit A-like. Gene Ontology annotation, biological process: formation of cytoplasmic translation initiation complex; translation reinitiation. Gene Ontology annotation, molecular function: mRNA binding; translation initiation factor activity. Lineage: Eukaryota; Viridiplantae; Streptophyta; Magnoliopsida; Brassicales; Cleomaceae. Gene Ontology annotation, cellular component: multi-eIF complex; eukaryotic translation initiation factor 3 complex, eIF3m; eukaryotic translation initiation factor 3 complex, eIF3e. The record is from RefSeq and is a predicted model, not a curated record.